Beta vulgaris subsp. vulgaris (sugar beet) is the source of this 3395-nucleotide messenger RNA. RefSeq names its product kinesin-like protein KIN-7B. The record is from RefSeq and is a predicted model, not a curated record. Gene Ontology annotation, biological process: microtubule-based movement. Gene Ontology annotation, molecular function: microtubule binding; microtubule motor activity; ATP binding. The transcript has 15 exons. The coding region runs from base 322 to 3144 and encodes 940 amino acids. Lineage: Eukaryota; Viridiplantae; Streptophyta; Magnoliopsida; Caryophyllales; Amaranthaceae.
AAUUCUGGUUGUAUUCUUUUCAGGUGCCCUCAUACACCGCCAAAGAUAUAAAAAGUAACGGAAACUAGCCGUUACAUGUCUCCCUCCCUUCUUCCCCUGCAACUUUCUUUUUUCGUCGCUUCUUACUUUCCAAUUUUCACCAUUCUUUCUAUUUUCUCCUCAUAAUCCAUUCUCUUUAAUUUGGGUAAGAAUCAAGAACCCAUCAAAUACUUUUUCUCUCAUCUUUGGUAAGAUUUAAGUUCACAUUGCAACAAGAAAGAAUAAAAAAUUUUCCAUAUUCAGAGAUUUUGCUACAUUUUCAGUGGAAACUGGUAUUGGGGGAUGAAAAUGGGAGAGAUGAAGACCCCAUUAUCAAAGAUUAAAACCACACCAUCAUGUACACCGGGAGGUACCAAAGUUCGAGAGGAGAAAAUACUCGUAAUGGUUCGAGUGAGGCCGCUGAGUUCGAGGGAACAGGCCAUGUAUGAUUUGAUUGCCUUGGAUUGCCCAGAUGAUCAGUCAGUAGUCUUCAAGAAUCCCAAUGAUGAAAGACCUUCUUCUUCCUUUACCUUUGAUAGAGUUUUCAGUCCAACUUGUGUAACGGCGAAGGUGUAUGAAGGAGGGGCUAGGGAUGUGGCCUUAUCAGCUCUUACUGGGAUUAAUGCGACAAUUUUCGCAUAUGGGCAGACUAGUAGUGGUAAAACAUUUACUAUGAGAGGAAUUACUGAGUAUGCAAUUGAGGACAUAUAUCAGUAUAUGCAUAAUCAUCCUGAAAGGGAUUUUUCGUUGAAAAUCUCUGCUUUGGAGAUCUACAAUGAGACUGUAGUUGACCUUUUAAAUCGUAGCUCUGGUCCACUCCGACUUUUGGAUGAUCCUGAGAAAGGAACCAUUGUCGAAAAGCUAGUCGAAGAAGUUAUAAAGAAUAGUCAGCAUUUGCAGCAUCUGAUCGGUAUCUGCGAAGCUCAAAGGCAAGUAGGGGAAACUGCUCUUAAUGAUAAAAGUUCAAGAUCACAUCAGAUAGUGAGACUGACCAUCGAGAGUCGUCUCAAGGAAAAUUCGAGCCGUGUGAAGUCUUUCGUAGCAAGCCUGAACCUUGUUGAUCUUGCUGGGAGCGAGCGUGCCUCUCAAACAAAAAGUGCUGGUUUAAGAUUGAAGGAAGGAAGCCAUAUUAAUCGUAGCUUGUUGACACUCACACAAGUUAUUAGAAAAUUGAGCGGUGGGAAAAGAACUCAUAUACCUUACAGAGAAUCAAAACUUACACGAAUAUUGCAAUCUUCGCUUGGAGGAAAUGCAAGAACUGCAAUAAUAUGUACAUUAAGUCCAGCAUUGAGUCAUGUUGAACAAUCACGUAAUACACUAUCGUUUGCAACAAGUGCAAAGGAGGUUACAAACACUACCAGAGUGAAUGUGGUUGUUUCAGACCAACAGAUGGUUAAGCAUCUGCAACAGGAAGUUACUAGACUAGAAGCUGAGUUGAGAAGUCCAGAACCUGCAUCUUCAUCAGCUUUAAAGGCUCUGCUGAUUGAGAAAAAUGCAAAAAUUCAGAAGAUGGAGAGAGAAAUGAGAGAGCUCAAGCAACAGCUUGAGAUCGAAAGAAGUGCACACAAGGAAAAGAAGGAAUCAAACAGUUCCAGUUCAUCAUCACAUCAAGUGAGAAAGUGUCUCGCCUUUCCAUUGGACACAGUUUCAAGCGAAGUUACUAGUGAAAACCGGGAAAGAUAUAAAGCUGGAAGGCAGUCAAUGCUUAGGCAAUCAGUUACCUCUACUGAUCCUUCUCUCUUAGUGCAAGAAAUUAGGAAACUUGAAGUGCUGCAAAGACAACUUGGUGAAGAAGCAAAUAAAGCUCUUAAUAUACUUCAAAAAGAAGUAGCAUGUAACAGACUGGGGACCAAAGAUGCUGCUGAAAAUGUUGCAAAGCUACUUUCUGAGAUUCAAAACAUGCAAAUCGUUAGUUCAAUUCCUGAAGAGUUUGUUGUUAGGGACAGAGCCGACCUAAAGGAGGAGAUUAUUCGACUGAACUCACAAGGACAGACAAUUGAAUCUCUAGAAAAGAAGCUAGAGAAUGUCCAGAAUUCUGUAGAUAGGUUGGUUUGUACUCUAAGAAAUAAUGUGGAUACUCCAGAUUCAAAGGUACAUUCUAAAAGGAAGGUCAUUCCGUUUAACUUAACCAACAGCCCAAAUAUGUCAAACUUUAUAAGAGCCCCAUGUUCUCCUCUUUCUUCUUCAAGGAGAGUAAUGGAUGAAAUUGGUAAUACUAUUGCUGAUCACACAAGUAGUUUGCCCACUAAUGAUAGUAUGACAAAUUCCUGCAAAAGCCAACCUGUUAGAGGUGAUCAAGUUGGUUAUUCUCGUUCUUCAAGGGAGAACACUCCUGCAAGACAGAAACCAAACUCAGCUAACGUGAAGAAAAUGCAGAAGAAGUUCAAUAACGCACUUGAAGAGAGUGCUCGUAACAUUAGAAUGUAUGUUACUGAGUUGAAGGAAAGAGUUUCUAAGCUUCAGUAUCAAAAGCAGUUGCUGGUUUGUCAGGUACUGGAACUGGAGGCUGGUGAGGCAACAAACAAUUCACAAGAUGCAGCUAAUCAAUCUCCUUUGUCUUGGUUGAUAAUCUUUGAGGAGCAAAGAAAGCAGAUAGUUAUGUUAUGGCAUUUGUGCCAUGUCUCGCUGGUGCACCGAACCCAAUUUUUCCUGUUAUUUAAAGGUGAUCCUGCUGAUCAGAUAUACAUGGAAGUCGAGCUGAGAAGAUUAACAUGGUUAGAACAGCACUUGUCAGAUCUUGGAAACGCUAGCCCUGCUCUCCUGAGCGAUGAACCAGCCUCCUAUGUCUCAUCAAGCAUCAAGGCCCUUAAACAAGAGAGGGAAGACCUGGCCAGGAGGGUUAGUUCAAGACUAACAGCAGAGGAAAGGGAGACACUUUACAGAAGAUGGGAUAUCCCACCAGAAGGAAAACAAAAACGGAGGUUGCAAUUGGUUAACAAAUUAUGGACUAACCCUCACAACAUGCAACAUGUGCAAGAAAGUGCAGAUGUUGUUGCAAAACUUGUUGGAUUUUGUGAAUCUGGUGAGCAACUUUCAAGGGAGAUGUUUGAGCUUAACUUCAAGUCUCCUUGUGAUAAGAAGACAUGGAUGGGCUGGAACUUAAUUUCAAACCUGUUGCAUCUGUAAAUUUUCAGUGUAAAUAAACAAGAACAGUGGUUGCAUUUCUGGAACCCUUGUCAAAUCUCUGAUCUUCUGUGCCUGUUUCCAUCUGUAAAUUUUAGGACUGACUGACUGUCUAAACAAGCCUUCUUCCUGAAGAUUUAUUACUUGCAUUGUACAACUGACAGUAGUAAUUCAAACUAGCAUCAACUCUAAUGGGCCAAUGGCUUGUUUGGUUGACACUUUGAAUGGGAAGACCGAAAAGUUGGAAGAAGAAA